This is a messenger RNA of Lactuca virosa, 1730 nucleotides long. NCBI's taxonomy places the organism in Eukaryota, Viridiplantae, Streptophyta, Magnoliopsida, Asterales, Asteraceae. The record is from the annotation of a GenBank genome assembly.
GUGGGACUGUGCGCCUAAAGAUUGCAUAUUAGGUGUUUGAAACCAACAAGACUGUAACCAACAAAUCCGAUUUUACAACUCCUUCCUUCCUUUCACACACAUUACAACUACUGUGUGUGAGAGAUAGAUAAUUCAUAAUUCAAUGGAGAGCAACGCAGAGUCGCCGCUUCUUACCUCAAAAGAUGGCCAACAGAACGCUCACUUCACCGGAGACGUCGAAGAUAUUCCUCCGAUCAACGGAAUCAACGAUUUCUUUGUCCAAUUUGGCGUCGAAUCAAAGAAGCUCUGGUACCUUGCUGGCCCUGCAAUUUUCACCACCGUCUGUCAAUACUCACUCGGUGCAGUUACACAAACCUUCGCCGGUCAUGUAGGAAUACUCGAUCUCGCAGCUGUCUCAAUCGAGAACUCAGUUAUUGCAGGUUUCUCUUUGGGAAUGAUGAUUGGAAUGGGGAGCGCAUUGGAGACUUUGUGCGGGCAAGCAUUUGGAGCAGGUCAGGUGGAUAUGUUAGGAAUAUAUAUGCAGAGAUCGUGGGUUAUCCUCUUCGUAACUGGUCUCAUUAUGAUGUUCCUCUACAUCUUUGCAACUCCUUUGCUCCUAUUGAUCGGACAAACAGAAGAUAUAUCUCACGCAGCAGGGAAGAUGGCGCUAUGGAUGAUUCUACAGCUAUUUGCGUACGCCUUCAACUACCCAAUCGCUAAGUUUCUUCAAGCUCAGAGUAAGAUAAUGGUGAUGGCUUACAUAUCUGCGGUGGCGUUGGUGCUACAUACGUUUUUUAGCUGGUUGUUGAUGUUGAAGUUGGGAUGGGGGUUAUGGGGAGGAGCUAUAGUGCUCAACCUUUCAUGGUGGUUCAUGGUGAUUGCUCAGAUGAUAUAUAUUUUCAGUGGGAAUUGUGGUCGAGCAUGGUUAGGGUUCAGUUGGGGCGCUUUUAGUAAUUUAUGGGCCUUCGUUAAACUUUCCUUUGCAUCAGCUAUCAUGCUUUCCUUGGAAACAUGCACAAACGUUGUUGGUUGGGCAGUUAUGGUAGCACUUGGAUUCAAUGCAGCUAUCAGUGUAAGGGUGUCGAAUGAGUUAGGUGCGGCCCAUCCAAGAGCUGCAACGUUAUCAGUUGUGGUGGUUGUUUUUUCUGCUUUUUUCAUCGGAGUUUUGUUGGCCAUGAUUCUGGCCAUUUUCCAGCAUCAAUAUCCAGCCUUAUUUUCUGAUAAUUUAAAAGUUCAACAAGCUGUUUAUGCUCUUACUCCAUUACUAGGGGCUUGCCUUAUCAUUAACAAUAUUCAACCCGCACUUUCCGGGGUAGCAAUCGGGGCAGGAUGGCAAGCAGUAAUCGCUUAUAUAAAUAUUGCAUGCUACUACAUAUUCGGCGUACCUUUGGGGCUCUCUCUGGGAUUUGUUGCCAAUUGGGGUGUAAAGGGUAUAUGGGUAGGCAUGUUGACUGGAACCGUGGUACAGACUUUGAUUUUAAUUUGGAUUUGCUACAGAACCAACUGGGAAAAGGAGGCAUUUUUGGCUGAAAGGAGAAUAAAAAAAUGGUCGGGUCAAAAAGAGGUGGAGGGAGAGCAAUAAAGUUCUUUUGUUUGAUGUUAGUUUGGAUUUGAAUAUUGUGCAAUUCCUCAUUUUCUUCAAAUCAUUUCACCAAAAUAGAAUCAAACUUGAUGACGGUUUUCAUAAAUCUUUUGUAAUAUCGUGUUUGGUUGGUGACGGAUGUUUAGGAUGUUAUUAGGAAUUUAAUAAA